UCAUUACUUACAAAGAAUGAUAUUUUAUCACAGAAGGUUUUAAUAAGAAAUUACUUCAGGGCUAUUUUCCCCCUGUCCCAACAUGGUGGAAUGCUUCAGGAUAAAUAACACACUUUAUAUAGCCUUCGUUUAUCUUUUCUUGGAUGGAUGAUGGUUUAUUCUCUCCUAGUGCGCAGGUUUCUAGUUUGAGUGGGGACCUGCAGUCCCUGACUAGCAAACAGGAAGCCCCAUGCUUAUUGAAUUCCCUGUUAGUCACAAGUCCGAGGCGACCCCUUCCAUUAAUGAAGCCGUUGUAGGCAUCGUAUCCAAUCGGUUCUUGAAAUGUUUCAGUAAGUCUAUCUUACAAUGUUAAGAAGAUAAUCGGCAGACUUAGAAGGUCCCCAUCUGGACUGUGGAGUUCUUUCACUGUGAGAUGUUUUGCCUUUUUGAGAUAGCUCUCGCGUUUCUUCAUCUGUUCAGCCCAGAGAAGUGCAUAUGAGAAGUCAGUGACUCCAGAUCCAUCUGUUGUUAUUAUUUUCCGCUGAUAAUUGGCUUGAACAAUGAAAAGCCUGUGUCUGGAGCCUUUGAAACUGUACACCCUGUUUAUUUUCUGGAGCUCUAGCUGCCCUGGCCUCCCACCCUCCCCCUUCAUCCUCUCUCUGGGGUACAGCAAGUGGAGCUUGUGUGAGGCUGACAUCUUUGACUCUGUGCAGCAGUACAUGUCACUCAGCCCGCAGAGCUUGCAUACGGAUUUCUGUCCCAAUCCCUGUCUGUGUCCUUGGCUCCUGUGUCUGAGAGCCUUCCAGCAAUAAGCUCAGACACAGCUCCAAUGCAGGGAUCUCUUACCUGGGCUGCCGUCUUUAUUUCACUGUCCUCAUUAAAAUAUUAAUUUAGAGUACAGUAUCUAAUACCUAUGGAAUCAGAUGCUACCUAUAAUUGUACAAUAUAUUCAGUGUCAUCCAGGUUCACACAGUACAGCUCAUUAAUACUGGAUUCCGCCAUCCGCACUCCAUUAGCUCACUCCGCAUGCUGUGGAUGAGCUAGCAAGUACAACGACCCACUCGAAUGGCCAAAAUAGUGUUAGUAACAACACUGGGGUGGACAGGGGCUUCUUCACAGUGGUAGACUGAUUAUAUUUUUGUUCUGUGUCUUGCUUGAUCAAGGGUAGCCUGCUCUCAUUUGUGGGCAUCGGUGGUUUUUGGAAGGUCAUUUCAAAGGAAAAUAGUGAACAGAGCAGGAGUCUUUAGUUUCUCCAGGGCCAGGUUUUGUUCUUUGGGAUGCUGGGAAUCUUAUUUCAUAUAUUUUCUCCAGUAGCUGCCAUUGUCUAUAUUUGAAGUAGGCUUUUGUUUUUAAUACUUAAAAAAAUUCUUUUAAGGGUGGAUCUUUUGGGUUUUUUUUGGGGGGGGCAGCAAAUGAUGAAAUGAUCCCCCUCUCUUGGGGCAGUGCUUUCUCCUGAGGCUGGGAAGGACCCAUGUUCCACUCUUUUUAUUACAAAAUACAAUAUAGACAUGUGCUGGAAAACUGAAUUGGUCCCUCACAGUUCUCUGUGGCUUAGAAUCAAGUAACUGGACAUAGUCUUUCUUAUGUGUCAUUUGGAAUCACAUGCUACUCUAAAAAUUCAUUGAAAAGUAAUAAUUGGUGGCUGGCCAGAUGGCCCACUGGGUAAAGAUGCCUUUCACCAAGCUUGAUGACAUGAGUUCUACUCCAGUCAGGAGAGAAGCGAACCUUACAGGUUCUUCACUGACCCCUCUUGAGUAUGUGCAAGCACACCCACAUAAAUAAAUGUAAAAAAAAAGUAUGACCUGUCAUUGUUAACAUAUGGAAUUAAAAUUUCACAUUUAACUUUAAUUUGAAAACUGAAAAACAAAACAGAGGGGAAAAAUAAUUAAGUUACUAAGACUAACAAGUUGCUAGAAGCGAGGGUCAGAGGCCAGUAGAAGCUGACUUAUUAGUCUGAGCAAGAUGCACUAGAAAAUUCCCAGCCUUCAUAUGUUUCUCCCUCUUGCUAAAUUCCUGGGUUCUACAGACAAAUUACAUCGAGGUAUGACAUAUUUUUCUGCAGAAAUGGAGAAAAUUGUUGACUAUAAUUACAUUGUUUAAUUGAAGUGAUAAGUGGCCGAGGCCACUCACUUAAAAGCAUCCUUCCUAAUAUCUGGAUAAUGUUUUUAAAUGAGCGGUCAUGCAUUGGUGACAUUUGAAAGGCAGGCAUUUGGGAUGUACUUUUGGAAAGCUCCCAUUAUUUUCCUCAAAUGAUUAGCAAGCUAAAGGAUAUAGUUAAGUGAUAUUCUGUGUAUGUGUGCUUAUUUGUAUUCUCUUUAGAUAUGCAAAGUAUUAUAUCUGAGACUCUAUGCAGUGAUAUAUGCAUAUGCAUGUGUGUAUACGCCUUAUUUAUGUGUAGUUUAUAAAUAUACACAAAACGUGCCUUGAGGAGUGUAUAAUGUAGCCUUAAACCGAGCCUAAACCAUGAGCUUCUUAAAAUCCUUGAUCAUGGGAGAUUGCAAUACAGCCUGCAGCAGAACUUCACAGAAGUCUUAUGUGCCAGCUUGUUUUGGAAGUAGCUGACCAUCCAAGUUUGCCCCUUAGUGCCACUCCCCAGAAGUGAAUUCUCAAUUGCUAGUGAAUGUAAUUCAUUUUGAUUGUUAGCGUAGCAAUAUUACAGUUAAAGGUAGAUCUCCCAGUUGCGUGGUGCCCCUGGAACAGCCAGUGUCUCCUGUCAGAGGAGGGUAGGUAGGAGGCACAGCGGGCGCCUGAUUGAGCCAGUGGUUCAUUUGCCGAGUGUUUGUGUUUAUGCAAAGGGGCCUCUUCCUGCAUAUUUAAUCUAGAGUAAGGCAGUGGCUUUGUUGUGUUUAGCCCACAUACCUUCAGCCCUUCCUCACACUGCCGCCAGCCUGGGAACCCUGAGAGCCUGCAGGACUGGGCUUCUCACCGCCUCUACUUUCUCCCUUACAAACUCUUGAACUUCGUUUCGUCCUGGGAGAGACGGGCCUCUCCUGCCCCAAAGCUCUGCUGCCUCACCAUGAAUGGGGUGAGACGUGACCUUUUGAGGUGACUAUAACUGAAGAUUGAAUUAUAGAAGCAAAAAAAAAAAAAGGUUUUUGAGUCAUGAUGCAAGAAUCUGGGUCUGAGACAAAAAGUAACGGAUCAGCCAUCCAGAACGGGUCCAGCGGCGGCAACCACUUACUAGAGUGUGGGGCACUUCGUGACACUCGGUCCAACGGGGAGGCACCAGCGGUGGACCUGGGGCCAGCCGACCUAGCCCACGUCCAGCAGCAGCAACAGCAGGCCCUGCAGGUGGCAAGGCAGCUCCUCCUUCAGCAGCAGCAGCAGCAGCAGCAGCAGCAACAGCAGCAGCAGCAACAACAGCAGCAGCAGCAGCAACAGCAACAGCAGCAGCAGCAGCAGCAACAGCAGCAGCAGCAGCAGCAGCAGCAGCAGCAAGUUAGUGGACUAAAGUCUCCCAAGAGGAAUGAUAAGCAACCAGCUCUUCAGGUCCCCGUGUCAGUGGCUAUGAUGACGCCUCAGGUUAUCACUCCCCAGCAAAUGCAGCAGAUCCUCCAGCAGCAAGUGCUGAGCCCCCAGCAGCUCCAGGUUCUUCUCCAGCAGCAGCAGGCCCUCAUGCUUCAACAGCAGCAGCUUCAAGAAUUUUAUAAGAAACAACAAGAACAGUUGCAGCUUCAACUUCUCCAACAGCAACAUGCUGGAAAACAGCCGAAAGAGCAACAGCAGGUGGCUACCCAGCAGUUGGCUUUCCAGCAGCAGCUUCUACAGAUGCAGCAGCUGCAGCAGCAGCACCUCCUGUCCCUGCAGCGCCAAGGCCUUCUAACAAUUCAGCCCGGGCAGCCUGCCCUUCCCCUCCAACCUCUUGCUCAAGGCAUGAUUCCAACGGAACUGCAGCAGCUCUGGAAAGAAGUGACAAGUGCCCACACUGCGGAGGAGACCACGGGCAGCAAUCACAGCAGCCUGGACCUGACCGGCACGUGUGUCUCGUCCUCAGCACCUUCCAAGACCUCCCUCCUCAUGAACCCGCACGCCUCUACCAAUGGACAACUCUCGGUCCACACUCCCAAGAGGGAAAGCUUGUCCCACGAGGAGCACCCCCACAGCCAUCCUCUGUACGGACAUGGCGUAUGCAAGUGGCCAGGAUGUGAAGCCGUUUGUGACGACUUCCCAGCCUUUCUAAAACAUCUCAACAGUGAGCAUGCGCUGGACGAUAGAAGCACAGCUCAAUGUAGAGUACAAAUGCAGGUUGUACAGCAGUUAGAGCUACAGCUUGCAAAAGACAAAGAGCGCCUGCAAGCCAUGAUGACCCACCUGCAUGUGAAGUCUACAGAACCCAAAGCUGCCCCUCAGCCCUUGAAUCUGGUAUCAAGUGUCACCCUCUCCAAGUCCGCAUCAGAGGCUUCUCCACAGAGCUUACCUCAUACUCCAACGACCCCAACGGCCCCGUUAACUCCCGUCACCCAAGGCCCCUCUGUCAUCACCACCACCAGCAUGCACACGGUGGGACCGAUCCGCAGGCGGUACUCAGACAAAUACAACGUGCCCAUUUCUUCAGCAGAUAUUGCGCAGAACCAAGAAUUUUAUAAGAACGCGGAAGUUAGACCACCAUUUACAUAUGCAUCUUUAAUUAGGCAGGCCAUUCUCGAAUCUCCCGAAAAGCAGCUAACACUAAACGAAAUCUAUAACUGGUUCACACGAAUGUUUGCUUACUUCCGACGCAAUGCAGCCACGUGGAAGGGUGCCAUUCGCACCAACCUCUCACUGCAUAAGUGCUUUAUCAGAGUAGAGGAUGAGUGUGGGUCCUUUUGGACAGUUGAGGAUGAAGAGUUUAGACGUGGCCGCCAUAUUCAACGAGGCCGUCCUCGCAAAUACUGCCCCGGUGAAAACUCUGACGAGCUUGGCGCACAUAACCCUUCCCUUAUUAAAAACAUGCAGAGCAGCCACGCCUACUGCACCCCCCUCAAUGCAGCUCUCCAGGCUUCCAUGGCUGAGAAUAGUAUACCUCUGUACACUACCGCUUCCAUGGGCAACCCCACUCUGGGCAACCUGGCCAGUGCCAUCCGGGAGGAGCUGAACGGGACCAUGGAGCAUGCCAACAGUCACGAGAGUGACAGUAGUCCGGGCAGAUCCCCUCUGCAAGCUGUGCAUCCCGUACACGUCAAAGAGGAACCCCUCGACCCUGAAGAAGCUGAAGGGCCUCUGUCCUUAGUGACAACAGCCAACCACAGUCCAGAUUUCGACCAUGACAGAGAUUACGAAGAUGAACCAGUAAAUGAGGACAUGGAGUGAACCUCUGGGCGGGCCGACCCCCGAGACCGAAGAUUGGGGGAAAAAAAAAGCAAAACAAAACAAAUCAAAUAAAAACAAACCACGUCAAAAGUUAGCAGUGAAAGCGUUCUCCGCUUGUUGUACAGUCUGGAGGAUUUUCGCUACAUUUUGACAACUCUGAAAUGUGUUAACUUUAGUGCCAUCAAGAAUCCCAUUUGGGAGUAUUUUUGAUUUUUCUACUUUUUGUUGACAAAAGGGAUUUGUACUCUGUGCAUUGGACGGACCUGUUUGGUACUUGGGAUUUUCCUCUUUGAGUCAACAUCAGUGUUGUAAAUUCGAUAAACGGAUUCACUUUUAGCAGCAGACUUUGAACUGCAGUUUUGUCCUGCCAAGGCCGACACCGAGGACACCCGACUGAGCUCGCGCACCUGUGCCGCAGACCAAGCCUUCGCCCGAAUUCAAGGUUCCAGUGGACGACCUGUUUGCACAGCACUGCAUGUUGAUAUCACUGCCUUUACUCACUUUGGUUUUUUUUUGUUUGUUUGUUUUUUGUUUUUGUUUUUGUUUUUUGCUUCCAGUUGGGAUGGGGAAGGCCUUUGUGUGUUUAUUGGGGGGAGGGGUUAAAAAUAAUUAUCCCAAACUUUUUAAUGUAUUGCUUUUUUUUUUUUUUUUUUUUUUGCUUCUUCUAUACCAUUUUAAGUUCUGACCUCAGGCCUCCAUUUGGGCCCACGGCCUCUUUGGAGGCUUCACGUUUUCUGUACCUUGUGAUGAAUGUUAAUAGGUGUUUUUAUUAUACAAAGCUGAAUGUCAUUUCUCGUCUGUAGUUUUCUGGCACUCAUUCCAUUUUCCUAUAGACAUCACCAUGUUUCUCUCAAGUUUCAAAAAACAAAACAAAACAUUCCGUUUUGGUCUUUUUUCCAAAAAAAAAAAAAAAAAAAUCCCAAAGGCUGCACCUUACACCUGAAGGUCCUCUCACAGGGACAUGAUGUCCUGCCAGAAAGAGAGUGAAGGACAGAACAAGAGAGAGAAACACACGCACACAUUCUAGGAACAUAGCAGAUUCCUUUCACAAAAGCAGUAUUGGGGGGACGGGGAUGGGAAUGCUUGAGAUUUUCCUUUUAUUUUCAUAGUGCCCACCAUUGUGAGUAACUGCCACCACAUUCUCUCAGCAUCAGGAAACACAGUCAAGAGAGACCCUGAAAAGAGUAAACAAUCAUUCAUAAUUAGACUGGUAUGACGGCCAUGGCAGGCGCUCCCCUGUAUCAUGAAGUGGCCAGGACCGCAGACUCUGUGAGGUCCUUACCAGCAUGGGUUGCUUUGUUUGCAAGAUGACCAAAAAGCCAGCUGCCCUAACUAACUUUACUCAGCAUGGGGACAGCACUGAGUUCGUCCAUCAGUUCAGACCUGCUUGGUGGUGGUGGCGGCAGCGGCAGCGGCGUUGUCUGUUUUAAUGCAAAUGAGACUUCACAUUGAACUUGUGACGGGAGAGAAUGAGGACUGAGCUGGGCAGAUGCUGAUGUUCCGGUUUCCAGUGUGCAAAGUCAGUCCUGCAGUUCAGUCUGCGCUGGGAUAGGAUCACACCACCCAUCCCAGGAGCACAGACUUAGCAGAUGACCCCAGUAGACAGACGGAGGCUCCUGGGACCAGGGCCCUCAGAACGCUAUGGCUCUAGGUCAGUAUACCCUCAGCCCUUCAAACCCCCCCACACUUCCAUCUACACCCACUUCCCUGGCAUUUAUUUAUCUAGGGCUGUAGCUUUUGGUUGGGUUUAGUUUGAGAGCCUUUUGGAGCUUAAUUUAUAUACUUUGUACCUUUUAUUUCUAAAAUUACCAAAGAUAUUAUGCAAAGGUAAAUUAUUUUCUUUUAUGCUUUAUCUGAUGAAGCCAAAUAUCCUCUUAUUGUUGAUCAAAGGAGGCAGAAGGGUUCAGAGGCAAAUGAUGAGGUCCAGGCUGUUUGCCAGCCUAAGGGAGAUAAUCUGCCCCCCCUCCCCCAACAGCAUUCAUUUAGCAGACUAAGUAGGCAAUGGAACCAAAGUUUUUUACUUUUUUCUAUUUUUUUUUUCCUUUUUCUUUCCUGUACCUGUACAGAGACCAAAACUAACUCCUAAAAGGAGAAAAUACGGGGCUACUGCAGAGAAAAACAAACAGGAAAACAGUAUUAUAGCUCCUAUGGAAAGAUUGGGGUACCAUCUCAAAGCAAAAGAAAUGAAUGUAUGAUACUGAAAAUUAGUGUAGAAAUCAAGGAGACACUUAGGAUGAAUUCAGAGAGAACAGAAAAGUGUCUGACUGCACCAGGCCACUUCUAGAAUAAAGAGAUUUUUUUACAACACUCGUAUGCCACUUCUGUUUAAGGGCUGUGCUGUGAUCGCUGCAUUGAUUUUGUUUGAUCUUGGCAUAUAUCCUCUAGUUUCUUCCUGCUUUUUGUUGUUUUUCCUUUUUCAGAUUAUGAUUUGGUCAGCAUUUUUCAUUUCCACAGAGAAAGGUAACAUUCCCAUCCACUCAUAAGCUUAGACUAGAAAGUCUUUGGCAAUUACUUCUGAAGCUUUACUCUGCUUUCUGUAGAGGGGCGGUCUGUGCUUACUCAUGCCCCACCCCCCACCCCCCACUUUUCCAGGCAGCUUCAUGAUAUGCAGGCAGUAGCCAGGCAGGGUCAUGGGAAGGGGGCCUGUGCUUCUAAACUGAGUGGUUGCUGGUUAGAUAUUCAAAAGAGGAUAAAAAUCUGGUAGAUUAGUUCCUUCUCAGCAUGUGUAGCUAGACAUGAGUAAAGAUAACAGCAUGAGAACCGUUAGUACGCAUACCUCAGUUCAAACCUUUAGGGAAUGAUGAAAACAUUUAAAAAUAUACAUUUCACUCAGUUGCACUUAGUUGUAUGUCUUGCAUGCUUAGUCUAAAGACUGUAGCAAAAAAAAUAAAGAAAAAAGAAAAAUUAGAUUUUACAUAUCUUUGCAGGUGUCACAGCCUUGCAGAAGAACCAACUCAAAAAAAAAAAAAAAAGAAAAGUUCUCAGGCUUUACAGCAAGCCAUCUUCACUCUGAUUUUUACAAUUCUGAUUCUGUCCCUUGGGGGGGAUUCUGGUCGCUUCUUUAGAAUGGGGUUGAUGCGGUUGUACAUAUAUCUCGAUCUGUCUGUGUGAAUCUUUGUCUUUUGUGGGGGAGGGCCGAGGGCAGCUCUUUUCUUUCUUUCUUUUUUUUUUUUUUUCUAAUUUUAUUUUUUAGGUAUUGUUCCUAAAAAGGAAUAAAUGCAUACAUUUGUUUGUCAAAACAUCUUUGCUUUUUGUGCAACUGCAUUUUAUUAAUGAUACUUUUAAAGAAAAGAAAACCACAGUGUCUUUGGGGGGAAAAAUCUACUGUAUGUAAUAGAUUUGCAGCCAAUGCUGCACCUGUAUUUUAUUUCAUUACCCUUGAUUUAUGAACAUUGGAUGACAUGUUGACAUGUGGGAGGAAAGAAGAAACUCCAGAACAGUUUUUUUGGGGGGGGUUGGGGAGUUUUUUGUUGUUGUUUUUGUUUUGUUUUGUUUUUGCUUUUAAAUUGUAAUUGUAACAUAGUUGACAUAAUUUGUUUCCUAUUCUCAUUAAUUGGAACAUUUUGUACAGGUUCAUGGGGUGGGGUGUGUGUGUGUGUGUGUGUGUGUGUAUGAGUGUGUAUGAGUGAGUGUGUGUCUGUGUGUGUGUAUGAGUGAGUGUGUGUGUGUGUGUAUGAGUGAGUGUGUGUGUGAAUCUGUUUUUGAUACAUUCCUGUUCCUUGUGUUGAUCCUGCCACUGCCUUCUUGACUAUCUUAAAAGAAGUUCCUAAGUUUGAAAUGAGAAAAAAAAAAAAAGUUGUUUAAAAGAAAUGUUCUCUCCUGCUGCAGUCAAUAUUUUUGCAUGAUGAAAUUCCAGGGUCACACUUUCAAAGUUUUAUCAGUAAAGUAGUGGUUAAUAAUGGGAAGUGUUGAAAAUAUUGAACUUUUUGUAUAAAAACAAAUUUACAAGGUCCCAAGGUGUAGACAAUUUGUUACUUUUUCUUUCCUUUCUUAGUAAAACUCAAGCAAACAUGAGGGAGGUUGGCCCAUGUGUCAGACUCACACAGUCGUGAUGAAGACCUGCCCUUGUUCCUAGGGUCUGUCCAGGUGAAAAGGCUUAGGUUGCCAUAUUGCGCCAGCAAAUGGUGAACCAUCAAGACUUAACGUACAUGGACCUAGCUGCCAGUGCCCUCCCCACAUCAGAAGACAGUUGACUUGACAUUCCCAGCAUCCCUCCCGUCAGCCAUAAUAAAGCAAGCCUUGGUUUAAAAGAUAAACAAAAUAAUCGAACCAAAAUGUAAUGUAAAUCACUAACUCUUAUUUUUUAACUACACACAAAAUCGAAUUGAGAAGUCUCCUCCUUUCUACAUUCUAGCUGAGCUCUCAGUCUCCAAGCGCGUAAAGCAGACUCUGCUUAUGACUUUGAAUCUUUCUGGUACCUUCUGGUCAAUGCCAUACCCUCCGGACAGUCUGGAAGUGUUUUGCAACUCGGUUUCACUUUCUUAUCCUGCGAAGCAAUUGGACAGUUCUAAGGGCGUCUCGUGGGUCCACUGUAACUCGAUGCAGCAGCCCCUGCCACCCAGGCGCCUGGGUGGAGCUGGUGCGGUCUGGGUUGUGAGCGUGCUGCUCUUUGUGUAUGUGCUGCCACUAACGAGGACUGUUUUGUUUUGUUUUGUUUUGAUAAGGCAUAAAAGAAUCUCAUUCCUUGACAUCAACUGUAAUUCCAUCAUUCCAUGUCUGUGGAUACAGACAAUAAAAAAAAAAAUGUUGUGUAGUCAGUGAUCAUUUACUGACAUGAGAGCAUUCUCAAAUGCAAUAAAAAUGCUGGUUGUUCACACUGGUA
This is a messenger RNA of Peromyscus leucopus (white-footed mouse), 10090 nucleotides long. RefSeq names its product forkhead box P1 (gene Foxp1). Gene Ontology annotation, molecular function: RNA polymerase II cis-regulatory region sequence-specific DNA binding; DNA-binding transcription repressor activity, RNA polymerase II-specific. Lineage: Eukaryota; Metazoa; Chordata; Mammalia; Rodentia; Cricetidae. The record is from RefSeq and is a predicted model, not a curated record. Gene Ontology annotation, cellular component: nucleus. Gene Ontology annotation, biological process: regulation of transcription by RNA polymerase II. The transcript has 18 exons. Bases 3082 to 5268 code for a protein of 728 amino acids.